This is a messenger RNA of Dunckerocampus dactyliophorus (ringed pipefish), 1650 nucleotides long. Its product is annotated as E3 ubiquitin-protein ligase TRIM11-like. The coding region runs from base 1 to 1650 and encodes 549 amino acids. The transcript has 6 exons. NCBI's taxonomy places the organism in Eukaryota, Metazoa, Chordata, Actinopteri, Syngnathiformes, Syngnathidae. Gene Ontology annotation, molecular function: protein binding; zinc ion binding. The record is from RefSeq and is a predicted model, not a curated record.
AUGGGGACUGUUGAAGAAACUCUGAAGUGUCCUGCCUGCCAGGAUUUAUUCACAGAUCCUGUACAACUGCCGUGCAGACAUGACUUCUGUCUGACCUGCAUCCAGGCUGUUUGUGAGGAGGGUCCUCUCUUCUGUCCAGAGUGUCAGAUCCUGCUCCCAUCCAACCUCACACUGGAGAUUAACACUACUCUUCAAAGAAAAGUGAAGGACUUCAUGAUCAAAUCCUCAACAUCGGAGCAACCGACAGCAAAAAAAUCAUCUUCAGCUGUCCACUGUGACCAUUGCAUAGAGAUGCCAUCAGAAGCUAUUAGGACCUGCCUGACCUGUGAUGCCUCGCUUUGUCAGGCUCAUGCCCUGCUGCACCAGCAGAGAUCGGCUCUGAGGGAGCACACAGUGGUGGAAGUGACCCAGGAUUUACUGUCUUUAAAGUGCAAGGAGCACCGUGACGAGCUCAAACUCUUUUGCAUGGAAGAAAGAGUCCCAGUUUGCUGUUUGUGCAUCCUGGUUGGCAUGCACAAGAACCACAAAGCUGCCCAGCUACAUGACGCCUGCACAGACUUAAAGAGCAUGUUGGAGACAACUAUCAACAAAUUGCUGCAGAUGAGAUGUGAAGCAGAAAACGCCAUUAAAGACUUGGAGUUCAUGUACACACAAACAGUGAUAUCCGCAGCAGAUUUCAGAGAGAGAAUAUCAGACAAGUACAACAGGAUCCGUGUUGUGUUGGACGGCGAUGAGCGCCUAAUGAUGCAGAUCAUAGACGCAGAGGAGGAUUGCAUGACCGAGUGGCUGGAAGCCGAGAGAGGAAAGAUGGAGGCUCGCAUCAGCGAGCUAGACAACCUUAGAGUUUCCAGCAAGUUACUUCUUCAAGAAACACAUGAUUUGAGAUUCAUACAACAAAUCACUGAACAGAAUCGUUGUGAACCUCCAAAGUUGGCUCCCAUUCAGCAAAUAGACAAAGAGCUGUGUGAUCCUGACAGACUGAGAACAAUAGAGAAGUUGGUGGAUGACCUGUCAGUGGCUCUGUCUCAGCACUUUCCCCGAAUGUGGUCCUAUCUUAGUUGUCCUGUCCUAGACUUAAAAACAGCCCAUCCGAAGCUGGAGAUAUCCCAAGAUGGGAGACAAGUGUGCUGGGGGGAGCAAACUGACAUUGAAGCUCCAACCACUCAGCCAUAUGACUCCCAAUACAGCGUCUUAGCUAAGAAAAGCUUCACGGCUGGCCAACACUACUGGGAAGUCAUUGUACAAGAGAAACCCUACUGGCUUAUAGGCGUCACCACUGGGCCAGUCAAUGAAGACCAUGUUCCAAGUCCAAGGCCUUCUGGUGUGAGUGUGAACAAGGCUUCCUGGUGCUUAUACCAUGGGGAGGGACAGUACCUGGCAUGCAAUGAUACCCAGGAGAAACAGCUGCAAGUUGGGAAGAAAGUCAGAAAGUUGGGUAUUCUGGCAAAUGUCCAAAAGGGGGAGCUGUCGUUCUACAACGCAGACAGCAUGACCCUGCUUCACUCUUUCUAUGUGGAGUGCAAAGAACCUCUCUUCCCAAUGUUUAACCCUUGCAUUGAUAUCAAUGGACUGAACAGGCAGCCACUUACCAUGUUUUGGAUUAAGGACCCCUGGGACUGGGGUGGUAGUACAGAUAGAGGUGAAGCGUGA